AUGAGUUUAAAAGAAGUAUUCGAAUCAUCACCGUGGAGGUCAUUUAAAAAAUUCUAUGAAGCUGCAAAGAAUGCGGGAUUUAAUGAUAGAACAGAAAUUAAGAGAUUUUAUGAUGAAAAUAUAGUUCAUCAGGUUAAAGAUGAAUACACUGUCAUUUAUGAAGGAGGUGUGGAUGAUAAAAUUCCUUCUAGAAAUUUGAGAGAAUCGAACCCUACACAUUUAUCGGAACUCGAAAAGGAUUACUGGAAGGAUAAAAAUAAGCCAAAAUUAAUCAAAAAAAUUUUAUGA
Trichomonas vaginalis G3 is the source of this 288-nucleotide messenger RNA. RefSeq lists its product as uncharacterized. Bases 1 to 288 code for a protein of 95 amino acids. The transcript has a single exon. NCBI's taxonomy places the organism in Eukaryota, Parabasalia, Trichomonadida, Trichomonadidae. The record is from RefSeq and is a predicted model, not a curated record.